Messenger RNA from Tuber aestivum (summer truffle), 565 nucleotides. The record is from the annotation of a GenBank genome assembly. NCBI's taxonomy places the organism in Eukaryota, Fungi, Ascomycota, Pezizomycetes, Pezizales, Tuberaceae.
AGCACCCGUUGUCCAUCGAAUAUCAUCCCUCAUAGAUUACUAAGCGCGGUGUUUGUAGAGGGGGGACACAUCCAACUUCAUCAUCAGCAGGUUCCCAUCAAACCAUUUGAAAGGGAAAUCAAUCAUGGCUACCACAUCCGUAGUCAAGUGAGUUUGUUCAACCUUCCGCUACUUUACGCCCCAAUCCCAUGGCUAACAAUAAUUAUUAUUCUUCCACAGGAGCCUGUACCGCCGUAGUCUCAAGUUGUCGCUAGACUGGUGUGUCCGAAGGGACAUCUGGAGAUCCCAGGCGCUCAAUAUCCGAGAUUUGUUUGAAGCAAACCGGGACGUCAGGGAGCCUCGACAAUUGAGGGUAUGGAGGCUCGCUUCCUCGCUUUCGGAUGGAUGGAUGGAGGGCUGACAUUCUGAGCUGUGAAAGAUCAUUCUUCAGGAAGCGGAAGAAGCUUUGGAGAGAUGGAAGCAUCCGGAUCCGUAUAGGGCCCCGACUGCCCCUGGAGGUAACUAUCGAAUCUUGAGAGUGUUCCCGUUGUGCAUGCUCGGUUUCUCACGAGUUCCCAGGCUCUAA